AUGGGGUCAGCUGUUAAUCAAAAGGAUCUCAAAAUAGAAAGUCAAAAAAUGGAUGGAUCUGACUUGCCAUCGGCAGCUACUACCAAAACUUCUUCUAAAAGGUAUGUAUCUAAAAAAUUAUUAACUUUAAAUGUCUACUCCAAGGCUGUGCUUUCCUGGCUUCAAUAACUUACUUAAUUUUGCAUUUGGGUAAUUGUAACAUUCAAGAAAUCUUAGAUUUUCUUAAAAUGUAUAAUUUAUUUAAAAAAAGGUCGGCAAGCUGUAUUUGUGGCAACUACUUAUCAGCUAGUACUCACUACUGGUUACAUGUUGUUUCCUAUCAUAUAUGACCGCGUGACAUGCUGGUGAAAGCAUGCAGUGACCUCAUUUUAUUUAACAUAUUAAGGGCUUCAACACUGCAGGUCGCACAUCAUGCUGUUUUAUGUUGUAUAAGAUAACAACUUACAAGCCCCUUUUUCUGGCCACAGUUUAAUUUGAUACCAUGUGGUGUGUGAUUGGUUGAAAGAUAUAUGCACUUGGUUCUGAUUGGGUGAAUGGUAAACCCUAAAGUUUAUACAGUCAACUAUCUAAAUUCCACCAAUAAUUUUCUCAUUAUGGAAGAGCGUCUAUUGAAACACAUCAGCUGCAUAAAUGGAGGUACACAUGACUAAUUGUGUGCAGCUUUCAAAGCAUUCUGACCCAUGCAGUGGACUUUUGAUUAUUUGAGUGAAGUUCUGCAAAGUGUUUGUUUCCAUGAAAGGAAACAAUCGCCAAAUUUGCAUGCACUCUGUCUUCCUUAUGGCAAUUAACUUUAGUUUACAUUGAUCAAAUAUGUCAGAAAUGUGCAUCAUAUAAUAUUUUAUUAAGGUAUUUAAAAAAGAAGAUGCUGCACACAGGUUUCCUUAGUGAGUAGCAGAGUGAAUAAUUAUAAUGCCACAGCACAAGGAGGUUGAACUUGCUGUUUCAACUUGUUCUGGUGAAGUAAUAUUAUGCUAUCUUGUUGUAAUACCUUGAUCUUGCUCCAGGUCUGGCAGAUUCUGUGCUCAUACACCCAAAACAUUCCCCUCUGCUGCCAGCUACUCAACAAUUUCUUUAUCCCCUGGUCCCUGGGUUGCUCUCACAUAAUAACAAUCACAUUAACAAUAUUAUUAUCAGGGCUGUGCUCUAACAGAGCCAAGUGGCCCCUGGUGACCAAGUUUUGCUCUUGGGCGACUAGUCAUUCUUAUGUCUUUUGUACAAAUCAUAUGCUGGACACCCUAGAUUAUUUGACAGUUUCAGAGCACUGGGCUCCCUUCAAUUUUCCUUAGAGCACAGCCUUUAUUAUUAUUAUUAUUAUUAUUAUUAUUAUUAUUAUUAUUAUUAUUAUUAUUAUUCUGUUUUAAAUCACAUUAAACAGCAUCAAUAAGUAUAACCAGGAAUGAAGUGUGUGUGUUAACUCAAAUAACAAUUUUGAAUGGAAAAUUUACCAGUUACUUUUGUUGAAAAGAACAUACAGAUACAGUGAACCAAAUGAAGAAGAAGAAGAUAAACCAUUUCUUGCUCCUUUGAGCAAUAAAUGUGAACCAAAUGUUGAUUACUUUUUCAGUUGACAGGCAAAUACCCCUUACCAAAAAGAAAACUUUGGGAAUAAUAUGGCAAAGCCUGGGCCACAUAUGGCCCAUACAUGUAUGUGGGAAUGGUAUGGGAAGGCUGAGUGAUGAUUGCGUUCGCGGUACGAGAACGUAACCCCUAAUUUGUGUUGGGUGUCCUGUGCAAUCAAUAGGGAGUUUAAGAUACGGCGACUACGGACUACGAACAACUACGGCUGGACGAGCGUUGUUCUUUGUUCGUAGCACUGGGUUGAGUCGUGCAAAUAUAGAACGUUAAGAUUGCACUACAGACAGUAGACUACGAGAGAAGAGGCGGAGAGGGAAACAACACGCAAAGAUUUUCUUGUUUUCAUCACAGUUCACAAAAAUGCAAGUCAGUUUUGCAUGUGAUCUUUAUAUCUUUAGAGCAAUGAACAAAUUCUUCCAUACUUGAAGGAAGCAAUUGUGACCCUCCACGGGAAAACGUACACUAACGACCUUCCGUUAAACGUUAGAAAACUAACGGAUACUUAACGGAUUGCUCACGGCUCUGAAGUCAUUCUAACGCUUUGUAAUAACGUUCUAACGCUCGGCCCUGGCCUUCUAACGGUUUGUCUUAACGCUCUAACGGGUUGUCCUAACGGUCCAACGGUCCGCUCUAACGCUCCAACGGUUUGCGUUAACGUUCUAACGGUUUAUACUAAAGUUCUAGUGACUGAUCACCACUAAAGUCUUAAUUCUAUAAAAUAAACGGAUCAUAAGUUGUGAAUGAUGUAUAAUAAUGAAAUAACACAUGAAGUGCGGAAAUUGAAUCAGAAUGAAAUGAAUCGAAUCGGUCACGUAUUAUCUCUUGCCUUUUAGCGAAGUCUUUAGUUAAACGGUCGAUCAAAGAAAGAAAGCGUGGUUUUGCAACGGCUAAAACUGAUAAUAACAUUCAAUCAGGACUUCCAAGGGGUAGAAUCGACAAGUGACAUGACUCAAUUCUCCCAAAACAUCGACAAAAAUACUCAGAAAAAGCAAAAUAGUUUGCGACAGUUACGAUUCUGACAAUUCACUUUCCAUUCCUCUUUGUUUUCUACGUGACAUUGGCAAUUGUCCCUAACGAAACAAGCCGAAAAACGGAGUCGUAAUCGAGCGAAAAAGCGACACCAGACCACCAUCAAUAAACAACUGCGGCCGGCAGUCAAAAGCGUCUCUUGUUGAGAAUCCGCUUACCAACUACAGCGAAUGUCUGGCAGGUUAUCUCAAUCCAUCUUAGUUAUCUUAUUCCAAAAAUGCAUCAGUGGACCUUUGAGUUUGGUGGAAAAUUAAAAUAAUAUUAGUUGACUGUCGCUCAUUGACAUUUCCAACUAAACAACUUUAUGCAAAUUUUUGUUGAAAUUUGAUCCACCGGGAAUGAAGAGCAGCGGAAGCGUUGCGUGACGACCCAAAGACGACGAAUUUCCGAACGACCGUCAUUUUUUUAGAACUACUUGUAGAAGUAAUAAAUAAUAAGGUAUUUCUAAACAUCGGUCUUUUUAAAACUUGAAUUAAAACUCUAUAAAUGCUAAAAAUCUACGGAAAAUCUCGCUUGUUGUUGUACUUCUCGCUGUACGCUUUCGAUCACAGCUGAAUGUGUGCACUCUCAAAUUAUUCGAACCGCUUUAUGGGUUAACUUAAGGAACGGAAUUAUGCAGUGGGGGAUGUUGAAGAGAAUAUGGUAGGAAGCCGUUCGAACAGCUUGGGUUAUAAUUCUCCAUUCAAAAAAUUUGUUCAUUUGCCGUUUCAAUCGACUUGGUGCGCCUUGUAGAACCAGGGAUACCACAUUCUUUUUUCUCGUGACGCCACAAAUUCACGCUCGGCAACACAUGCCAAAUAAACAAUUACUCAUCAAUAAAUGGCGCAUCAUAAACACUUUCGUAACGAAAUUCAGCGUUUAAAACAGAGUAUUUUGCCGUUUCAAUCAACUUUGUGCGCCUUGUAGAACCAGAGUUAUCACAUUGCUUGUCGUGACGCCACAAAUUCACACUCAGCGGCACAUGCCAAAUAAACAGUCUAUGAACUAUGCUUGUGAAAAAAUUACUCGUCAAUAAUGGGCGCAUCAUGAACAAUUUUGUAACGAAAUUGAGCGUCGAAGACAGGGUAUUUUGCCCUUUCACAGGGACCGCGUAGCAAGGUGAAAAGUGGGAGGGCUGACAAUUGAAAAUAAUUUUUUCAUAUUGAAAAUCGAAAAAUUUCUAACUAUGGGCUAUUGCAUUUAAUAUCCGCACCCCCCCCCCCCGGUUGAGGAACCAUGGAAUUCUCCAGGGGUAAGUUAUAAAAAUUGAGGAUUUCUUUAGGGGUAGAUAUAGAGUAAACAAAUAUGGAAUUCUUUGGGGGUGAAGCCUUAAUUUUCACAAAAUUCUUCAGGGGUAAACCCAAAUUCUUCAGGGGUAAACCCAUAUUUUACGGAAGUCUUCAGGGGUGAAUGCAAUUUUAGCCAAUCUUAAGGGGUAAGAUGAAAAGGUAAGUCCUCAACCGGGGGGUACGGAUUUUAAAUGCAAUAGGCCUAUGGCCGUUCACUGUUCAAGUAACGUAAUUCUUCUUGCCAUCGAAUAUUUCAUUGAUUCGAAAGGAGAAAGACAAAACAUAAAACUUUUAUCAACUCAAAACAACUACUCACCUUUGUUUGGCUUGAAAAAGCUAGUAAUAAUCUUCAUUUCGUCUGAUAAAACUGAUAAAAAACUCUGCCGGAGCUGGAAGUACAAAACACGCUGCCGAACGAAGCGAAGGGGUGGCCAAGGCAAUUGCCGAGGCAUGGCGUUUGCUCAAGGGGCAAGUCGGCCCCAGGGCACAAUUACCGCGAAAAGCACAGGAGCCCCACAAAAUGCCUGGCGUUUGAAAUUAAAGAAAAUACAGAGAAUAUAGGGGAAUAUAGACGGAAAAAAACUUGUUUCAAGUCUUUUUUUAAAUUUUAAUUAUUUUUCUUUUUAGCGCAAAAAGUGGGGGCGGGGGCGCAAAAAAGUGGUGGGGCCGCGGCCCUACCAGCCCCUCCCCCUCCGCGGUCCCUGUUUCAAUCGACUUUGUGUGCCUUGUGGAACCAGAGAUAUCACAUUUUUGUUUCUCGUGACGCCACAAAUUCACGCUCGGCGGCACAUGCCAAUAAUUUUUUAUAACAAUCACUUGCCUGUGAAUUACUCAUCAAUAAAUGGCGCAUCAUAAACACUUUUCUAACGAAAUUCAACGUUUAAGACAGAGUAUUUUGCCGUUUCAAUUGUCUCUGUGCAUCUUGCCAGAAAUAUCAUUGUGACAAAUAAAGCUGAGACUUUUGUCACCGGAUGUAAACUUUGUUUACAACUUCACCCGACGUAAUUAUUACGUCGGGUGAAAUUGUAAACAAAGUUUUGGUUACACAGGUUUUAGUUUUGCCCAUGAAUUCUUAUGUCAAAUAUUAAAGAAAUAGACAGAAAUAGUAAUAGCUCAUUUAUUAGAUUUAGAGUAUGGACUUCUCCGACUACUGAUCUGAUUUAGUCUGAAGUAUUGAAAUGCCGAGUUUCGAUUGUCUCGAAGAUGUUUACAUCAUUUUCAUUCAGCGAAGGCGAUACAAAAACUCGCAUAAACAAAGGUUACACAAGUAGAAAGACACAAUAAUCAGUUCGAACAAACAUUGAAUCUUUUCAAGUGCUAAGAGAAAGUAAAUCACCUGCAUGAUUUCUCUUCUCCUCGGCCGUCAAUCGGAAUUCUGCGUAUAAACAGCUAAUCUUGUCAAAUAAGGGCUUAGCUAGAUAAAAAUGAGGUCACAACAGUGUAUUAAAAGCGUAAAUCUGAGCAGAAAUUAGACACAACUUACACAUUUUGCUUCCCUCUCACUUAAAGCAGGUGAAUUAAAAACAUUUUUACGAAAAGACGAGAUUCUUGAAGUACCGAGACGGCAAAAUACGAGCAAAAUGUUCUCCGUAGUCGCGACUACGCGAAACAGCUCACAACUCACCGUAGCCGCAGGACUACGCGGGAAAGACGAACAGUCACAUGGUUUUGAUCAUGCGCAGUAGCAUGUUUAUCCGUAGUCGUAGUCCGUAGUCGCCGUAUCUUAAACUCCCUAAUGAGGGAGGUUAUUUUGAGGUUGCAUUUGUGUCGACACACAUUUGCCUCACUUUGAAGUGCUUGCUUACGUUUUGCCUCACUUUGACUCACUAACUCACGUGGUGUUUCGUGUGUCCUCGGUAUUCAUCUUUCAAAGGUUUGCUGAGGUCUGAUAUUCUGUCUUUGUACUUAAAGCGUUCAUCUUUUAAAAAGUUUGCUAAAUCUUCGUAAAGCGUACAUCGAUCUGUGUUUGCUGAAUCUUCCAAAGUGUUCAUCUUUCAGAAGUUUGCUGUUAAAUUUUACUUUCGAUGAAGCCUUCAUAUUUUUCAGCAUGGUUCUUCAUUGUCUUUGGAAAAUAUGUGCGACUCCUGCCUUUGUGCCACAAAGUAAAUGUACUGAGUUUGUAGCUCGGGGGCCAUUGUCAAGCCACAAAGUAAAUUUACCGAGUUGUUUAGCUCGGCGGCCGUUGUGUCACAAAGUGAAUCUACCGAGUUGUGUAGCUUGGCAGCUGUUGUACCACAAAGUAAAUCUACCGAAAUUUAUGUGAAGCUCGGCGGCGCAAUUUGAUCAUGACUUGUGAUAUUUUUGGCACCGAAUAAACGAACACUUUAACUCUAUGUUAUUUAUUAGGAAAAACUUAUAAACCAGCCCACAGUAGCGCCACUCUUGAAUCGCUGAAAUCAACACGCUCGACCUAAUUACUGGAAAAGUUAUUGACGUAAGCCGCACACACAUUCCACCGAAGGCUUUGAGAGGGUUAGUGCGAAAUUUGAAUUAAGAUGUGAAAACUUUUAAAAAAUUAAAUUCAGUUUAAUUCAUUUUGUCAACAGGUUGAUGAUUGGAUGCUCUUAAAAAUAACAGAGAAAAUUAUACGAAGAAAUGUUUUUUAAAAAAGAAAAAGAAUCCGCGUUAAUCAACCUUUGAACAAUUUCACCCUGUAAUGGUGCCAGUAAAACAAAAGUUUAAAUGUUCUACUUACACGCCUGACACACUCUGGCUAGUGUCUCCUCCAAUUACAAGCACUUGACACCGAACCAUACGAUAUUUUUUCAAAAUCUUCUUAUAAUGAUACACAGUUUAUAUAGAGGUUUCGCUGUAAAUAUGCCAUAAUCAUAUUUAUCUAUUGCAAGAACCAUCCAAUCUUCCCCCUCAACUGUUACCUGUAAGCCUAACAAACAUAUCGAACACACUCUCCUAAGCUCCGAUUACUCCUAGUAUGGAACUAAUUAAUAGGAUGGGACCUUAUUUUAGCAAAAUGUAACCCAGGGAAAAUAUAUGAGAGGGAAGAAAAGCCAAUGCUAUUCAUUGUAUGAGAUAGCUAUGUUCAUAGAUAUUCCAUAGCACUGACAUAACUGGGCCAUAAGUUGUAUGGAAAUGAUAUGGGACACCAACUUUUCAAUGUGCCAUAGAUAAUCCAUACCUAUAACAUUCACUUUUUAAGUUCCAUAGAAUUUCCAUAUGAUGACUUCAUUUAGGAAUGUCUCCCAUAGAGUUUCCAAUGGCUGGUUUUACAGAAACUCUGUGAAGCCAAAGUUAAACUCAGAGGUGUGGUACUGAAAUUCUUUGCUAAGUCCAUGGGCUGAAACUAACAAAAAGUACUUUUUUAUUUUAUUAUUAUUUUUAUAUAACUCAUCUAAUAAUAUUUUGAUGUAACUAUUUUGAAAUAAGAACAUGUGUUUUAAAAUGAGUCCUCACUUUCGAACCAAACAUCAUUCUUUCACUUUCGAGAAGGCAACGCACAUUAACAGGUAAAAAUUUAAAUUUGAUCACGAGAAAAAAGAAAACGAUGUUUUUUGGUCUGAUUGACUCAUGCUAGAAGUAAGCCAUUCUAAACGACGAAAAAUUUAGGAUCAAAACAAACCAAUCGAAAAAUAGGACAGUUCCCGAUGGGUCCACACGCCCAAUUCCUUGUUAAAGGACCGGUUUCUGAUUGGCUGAAAGUCCUUAGGUGGCCCCAGUUGAAGUCUUCACUUUGUAAUUGCGCAAACUUAAUCACUCUUAAUGAUUUACUUCUAAUAAUAUUAUUCCUGAGAAUUUCCGAGAAUGGUUUUUUUGUUAUUGAUCUAUAAUAAUAAAAAUUUAAUUUGUUGAUAACGUAUUUUGUUGAUAUUUUGUGAAACAGACAACUUUGCUUUUGUGUUUAGGUCAGGCUUGUUUGGUUUCCGCUCCCUUCAUUCAGCUUGGGUGUCCUUUUGCAACUGGCUCCACCACAGCUCGGAGAAACUGUUUGGGGCUAUGGGAGAGAAUAUAGGCAACCAUCCUUUUGCCACCAUAGCUAUGGCCAUUUUCCUUGUUGGGCUUUUUUCGAUUGGAUUUUUGUGGUUUAAUUCUGAAAGAAGAUCUGCCAAGAUUUUUGUUCCCCAGAAUAGCAAAUCUCAGCAAGAUCUUGAUAAAGCAAGCAAAUUUUUCAAGUUCAAGCUGAGACAAGAGAAGGUAAUCAUUGCUCCUAAGCAAGGUGAAAAUAUAAUUGAUCCCAAGUGCCUCAAAGAAGUCUUGCAAGUUCAUCUUGNCAGGCUUGUUUGGUUUCCGCUCCCUUCAUUCAGCUUGGGUGUCCUUUUGCAACUGGCUCCACCACAGCUCGGAGAAACUGUUUGGGGCUAUGGGAGAGAAUAUAGGCAACCAUCCUUUUGCCACCAUAGCUAUGGCCAUUUUCCUUGUUGGGCUUUUUUCGAUUGGAUUUUUGUGGUUUAAUUCUGAAAGAAGAUCUGCCAAGAUUUUUGUUCCCCAGAAUAGCAAAUCUCUGCAAGAUCUUGAUAAAGCAAGCAAAUUUUUCAAGUUCAAGCUGAGACAAGAGAAGGUAAUCAUUGCUCCUAAGCAAGGUGAAAAUAUAAUUGAUCCCAAGUGCCUCAAAGAAGUCUUGCAAGUUCAUCUUGCGGUUGAAAAUUUGACAGGGUAUGCUGAUGUAUGUUCAGUAAGGCCAGGAGUAAAAGAAAGGUCAAGAGAAUUUUGCAUGGCUGUUAAUCCUUUAGAACUCUUUAAUUACAAUGCAGAGAGCAUGGUUAACAUAAAAGCAAAACUGAGCAGUGCUCUAAACUGUCCAGGUGUUUUAAUGAGAAAUGGCCGCCCUUCAUGCCUUAACUUUCCAAAAAUGUUUAGUGGCUUAAAGAAAAAUGAAUCAUCAAACGAAAUUUUAAGUGCUCAAGCAUUGCAGAUAACAUGGUAUGUUGAUGAGCCUAGCAGUGAUAAAAGCACAGAUGAAAUAAAAGCCUGGGAAGAAUCAUUUAUCGAGAAACUAUCCUCUUUGCAAGAUGAGUUGUCAAAUAUUGAAAUCUACAUUUCUGCCGAAAAAAGCUUGGAUGAUGCAGUUGCUGCAAGUAGCUCGUCUGAUAUCCGUUGGUUUUCCCUCACAUUUACUCUCUUGUUAACGUUUGCUAGCGUGAUGUUAGGAAAGAUUUUCACGAAUCCGCUGACGGGACACACCUUACUUGCAUUAGGUGGCACCUUUGCUGUGGCUCUUGGAAUCUUAGCUGGGUUUUCUUUGUCUAUGCUAGCACAAACACCUUUUGUUAGCAUUGUGGGUGUUCUGCCAUUUCUUGUUGUUGGUAUUGGCGUUGAUGAUAUGUUUAUUAUUGUGGAUCACUUAGAUCGCCAGGAACGUCAGUUGAAAGUUCCUACUGUAGUCCGGCGAGUUAUGUCUGGUACAGGGGUAACAAUUACCAUGACAACCCUAACAGACCUGGUGGCCUUUGCUGUGAGCACAAAUUCUCAAUUCCCUUCAAUUCAGUACUUUUGUACUUAUGCUGCUUUAACAAUAACCUUUUCAUUUCUCAUGAUUGUCACUGUCUUUGUGGCUAUGAUGUCAUUUGAUGUGCGGCGAAUUAAAGCAAAUAGACGAAACUGUCUUCCAAUGUGCUAUGCCCCAGAGCCAAAAGAAGGGCAGCCUCCUUGGGAUGAACCUCAGCCUCAGGUAUCAAACAGAUUGAUGAAAAGAUGGGCAGAGUUCCUCAUGCACCCAACAGUCAAGACUGCAGUUGUGCUUAUCUCUCUUUGCUUACUAGGAGGAGGUAUAUAUGCCACCAUUCACGUAGAUCAAGAAUUUGACAGAAGUUUGUUGGCCAAAGAAGGGUCUUAUUUUGAUGAGUUCGUGAAAAUGGAUCGAAAAUAUUUCGAACUACCCAUGGAAACCAGUAUUGUACUAAUUGGAAAUGUGGAGUAUGGAACAGUCUCUGUGCAAAAUGAGAUUACCGAGCUUUCUCAGAUUGUUGCUUUGAAUAAAUACUUUGAAACAGAUACUGUUACAUGGAUGGGGAAUUUCUUGAAGUACUGUAAGGAUCAUAAUAAACCUUGCGAUGGUGAUGACUUCAUGGCCAGUUUAAAGAGUUUCCUCAGCACCUCUAAAUUCUCUUAUUAUAAUGGAGACAUCAAAUUUGGCCAAAAUGAGACAGUGAUUGAAGCCUCGCGUAUAACUGCUUUCAUGAAACGCUCCUAUAGCUCAGUAUUCAAAAAGGAUGCCAUGCUGUCUAUGCGAAAGGAUUUAAGUGCAAAGUCAAAGCUGCCUGUUUUUGUGGCUGCACCUUCCUUUGUCUACCUUGAGCAGUAUGCAGCUAUUCUCUCUGAGACAAUUCGUAACCUGACAAUUGCAGCGCUGGCAGUGCUCGUUGUGACAGCCCCCUUCUUGAUCAAUUUAAGUGUGUCUUUUUUGGUGUUUGUUGGUUUUGUGUCUCUGAUCUUUGAGUUGUUUGGAAUGAUGUGGCUGCUGAAUGUCUCUCUUAACUCCAUCUCCAUGAUANAUGCUGUCUAUGCGAAAGGAUUUAAGUGCAAAGUCAAAGCUGCCUGUUUUUGUGGCUGCACCUUCCUUUGUCUACCUUGAGCAGUAUGCAGCUAUUCUCUCUGAGACAAUUCGUAACCUGACAAUUGCAGCGCUGGCAGUGCUCGUUGUGACAGCCCCCUUCUUGAUCAAUUUAAGUGUGUCUUUUUUGGUGUUUGUUGGUUUUGUGUCUCUGAUCUUUGAGUUGUUUGGAAUGAUGUGGCUGCUGAAUGUCUCUCUUAACUCCAUCUCCAUGAUAAACCUGGUUAUGGCUAUUGGUUUUGCUGUGGACUACAGUGCCCAUAUAGCUCAUGCCUUUGUUAAGGCAACUGAUACUUCAGCUGAUAAAAGGGUAGUCGAAGCAGUUACCUAUGUUGGAGCAAGUGUCAUGUUAGGAGGUAAGGAAACACUGUAGAGGGUAAGUACGUGGAAGAUGAUCAUCCAAGUAUGUAGAGGCCUGAAUAGGACUGUUGACAGUGACUGAAGUUUCGACAACCUGUGCGAUAGUCAUCUUUAGAGUCAAAGUGACCUGUAUUACGUCUGUUGAUGGUGUUCAACCCUAGUUAUUGACCUGGGCCCAGUUGCUCGAAGCGUGGUUAGCGUUAACCAGCGUUUAAUACCUUGACAACGUAUUGGUUUUGAUACUGCUUAACCAAUGGUUAAAGCAAACCAUGCUUUGAGCAACUCAGCGCUGAUUUGUCAAUUAAGUCGAUGUUAUUGGUGGUCUGUCAGUUAAGCCGUGAUGUUAUUGGCUAUGAAGACUCUAGAACGCUACUGAAUUGUAGUCAACAUUUAUCGGCACCGCACAAACAACUUACUGACAUGGAUAACUGACAAUUUAACCAACAAUUAACAAAAGACAGUUACACUGUGACAAAAGACAGACUGAAACGCACCAAACACAUUAAGAGUCCUCAUAGCCAAUAACGUCACGGUUUAACUGACAGACCACUUAAUUGACUUAAUUGACUUAAUUGACCAAUCAGGUCAAUAACGAGAGUUUAAUACCGUCAACUGAUGUGAUACAACUCACUUAGACUCUGAAGAUGACAGCACAGGUUGUCGAAGAGUCAGUCACUGUCAACAGUCCUAUCCAGGACUACACUCACCCAGACGAUCAUGCUCCACCUGCUUAUAUGAAACGACUCCUGGGUUAAAACCUUUCACAAGUGAAAGACUUAGUAUAAAGUUCACCCAUAUUCGAGCUUUGUUCACACAUUAUUACUGACCCGUUUUGGCCCUAUGCAAACAUUUUCACCAAGACAUAACUAUUCUAGUGAGAUUUAAGCUAAAAAAAAUGUAGGCAAGAAUUGAAUGUGAAAUGUUGUGGCGUACAUGUAAAUUACAGUGACGGAAGCAAGACAAAGUUGAAUGAGAAUCGAGCGUGGCUGCUAGUACCCUUAAUUUUGCUUAUUUCUAAUUCCAGUCGUCCAUGUACACGAAAAAGCUCUUUUUGGUGGAUAGAAAAUCCUAUCCUGUUAGCUCUGCUACUGGAGUGAAGUUGUACUACUUCAGACAAAAAUAGCUGGAACACUUCCACCAAACGUUGUUUUUUUUUUUUACUUCUGGCCCACCAUUACAUCCACCCAAUGUCUUUUAUCGCAGGUAACUCACCAAAUCUUGCACACCAACAUUGAGAGAGUACGAAGACAGUUGACUGAGACUGUAGCAUGACUGAUACUGAGACGACAUUUUAUUUUCCUGUCAUGUAAACGAAUGUGGUGCAACAAGAGGAACCCUGCCAGUACAGAAUUGUACCAGUAUCAUGUAAACAGUGUUUCUUUAAUCUUUGGAAAAUUUUACAGAUAAGCAAAUACAAUGAGAAUCUACCUUGUGAUUAUUUUACUAAGGAGGACAAUGUUAAAUGUUGAUUUUUUUUUAUUUAGGUGCCAGUACCCUCAUUGGAAUCUCCAUGAUAGCCUUCUCAAAGUCAAAGAUUUUUCAGAUUUUCUUCAAGAUGUUCUUUAGCAUGGUACUCCUUGGUCUUCUCCAUGGCCUUUGCUUUCUGCCAGUCCAUCUCUCUGUGCUGUACAAUCUUGCUGCCUCAGUGUACAAACGACGUGGCUCCAACGGAAAACAGAGUGAAGUGGUUCCUGGCGCAGAGGGCCCGGGUACAGUUUAUUGCAACCCAGCAGGGGAUAAACUUCCUCUGGAAUCUUCUGCAAUCAAUCAAGAGACACAGAAAGAUUGUAGAGAAGCUUCAAACCUGCUAUCCUCUGAGCAGCAGUUGAAUGGCAGUACCACAAAAGGUUGGAAAAAUUAACUAUUGUUGAUGAUAAAUACCAAUUUAAUGUUUGAGAAGGUAUUUAUAUCAGUGCUCAAAGCAGUUUUAUCCAAUAUCCGAAAACCUGUAAGUCAGUCAGUCUGUAAAAACUAAGUGGACCCUUGCUUUUUCCAAAACCUACUCCAUAGUAUCUGCAUACCUGAUCAAUUAAACUGAAUAAUGUUCGAUUUAUCAUAGGAAAGGUUUUAUUUAAAAAAUUUCUACAUAAUAAGAGUUAUGUCUUGCAUCUCGUCAAUAGCGUAACAUUACAAUUUUAGUCAAGAAACGAUAUUAGCUUAUUUUUCUCCGACCGUCCGAAAGCAGCUGAGCUCUUGGAUCUUCCUGUGCUAAACGUCCUUAAUAAAGGCUUGUUGAAGCGGACUGUUGGUUACUUUGAGUCCAUCAUUUCAAGUAAGAUUUCAAAGUUCGCGAGUAAAUAUUUAAACACUGAUAUGGUUAUGAAACAUCUCAGCACCGUUGGCCCUCCAAACAUUCAGCCUUGAUUGUCAUGGUGCUGGCAAAAGUAGUCACAUUCCAAAUAAUCGAAGCACUGUCAACAGCGAUUGAUAACAUGACUUGAAUGAUGAAUUCAAGAACAUGGCGGAGGUCCACCUUCAUUAAGAAAUGAAAAUACGUUUGUUAUACUCAGUAAUCGAAUCGAUCAAAAACAAACGGCAACAGUAGCUGAAAACAAAUACGUAAACUUUUCACUGUAAAGAAAUACGUACCUCGAAAUAAUUCACCUGACUUGCCAGUAGCCAAGAAUAUUAUCAGUCAAAUUUUAAUAGUUCAUGAUCAACAGUUUGAACAAGAGAAAAUUUAACGCGUAUGAUUGUUAUCCCCCCAAAAAAACGAAAAACACCUUUUAGUCAUCUGACUUGUUGAACAGCACAAAGACAACGACAGCAGCGGAAAAAAGUCGCCAAAUCUUUACUCAUCUGACCAUGCACGUGCAUGAACCUGAGGUGAGGACGAAUUUUCGCAGCGUCCAUACUUUUAGACCUUCAGUCAUAUAGGUCACCUCAGAUGCGUCACUGCAAAAUCGGCACUAAACAACCUUAACUGGAAAAACUAGUCUCGCUAGUUUAGUCACGGGUAAACCUGUUUUUAUAUAGUUUCCCAUAUCUUUCUUUUAGUUUUAUGAAAACUGGUUUCAGCAAAUCCCAAGGGAUAAUAGAAUCUUUACCAUCAUUGGACAGCUCUUCUUUAAUCCAAUUAAUGCGGUCCCAUGAGAAAUACACACGCCUCCUGGAAAUAAAGAGGGGAUGCCCAAAAAAUUCUCUGCACAAUUGGGCAAAUAAGGGAAGUUAACAUUUAGGAUCCUCUUUGGAGACAUAGGUGCCUUAUCACUCUUACUGCAAUGUAAUGGUGUGCAGAUUUUAUAUGAAGAAUAAGCUGAAUACCACCAAAUGCUCUUAGCUACAAUGUAAUUUUUUCUUUAGAAAAUAAGAACCUAAAUAGCCUAAAUUUGUGCUAAUUACCAUUUAUGUACGAACCUGUUAUAGCUAACGUGGGAAGUCGCUGGGUUUUACUGUAUUUAAACCAAUAAUGAACUCAGUAUUGAAAUAACCAAGUUCAAAUUUUACUCUUUUAGGAACGCGUUACCGGGUUUCACUAUAACAAUACUGGGAUCAUUAUACAUUUGUGAGACACUGCCCAUCUACCCCUCCUCUAAGCCAAUAUUUUGCCCUAAGUGAGAAGUAAAUGUUAAUGUUGGCUUAGGGGAGGGGUAGGUGGGCAGUUUUCUUAGAAACGUAUAAUGAUCCCAAUAUUGUACCAGUGUCACCAUUGUCCACGGUUUCGAUCAGUCAGCACAUUAUUGUAUAUAGAGGAUAUUACAUGGCCGCGCGGAGAUACGAAAUUUCUCUUCGAGUGUUGUAAAAUAUUGCACGAGUGAGCGCAGCGAACGAGUGAAAUAUUUUUUCAACACGAGAAGAGAAAUUUCGUAUCUCCAAGCGGCCAUGUAAUGUUUUAUUUAUUAUAUAAACACCAAUGAAAUAGCAAACCAUUUCACUUUAAUAGUUUUUUGGUGUGAAAGGCGCGAUUUAUUAUGUAGCCACAGCAAAGUGAUAUUUUCACAUGUGAAGAUAUCAAGUUUUCGCGCGAAAGCUCACCUGGUACUUCAUUGGUGUUUAUAUAAUAAGGGGUAUAUAUUUCACUCUUUUUCAAGAAAUGAUCAUAGUUCACCAUUAAACAAAAAUCUGAGGAAGCUUUUCUGAAUCUGACCAAGCAAACAGCUUCAGUAGCAUUAUUGUUUAUUGAUUGGUUUGAUGGCUGACUAGAAAAUAUGCUUCUUCCUUCUUUCUCAAGAAAAGGUCCAAACUUUUGCAAUGAUUAGUGUGCAACAGCUUCAUCUUAUAAUUAUCCUAGACACCACAUCCAAUCUAAAUCAUGUUUUGCUCUGCGGAUCUGUAGGGCUGUGGCUUUAUGACUGCCAGUGUAAUUGGUGCUUGCGCCUGGUUGGCAAAACUUUACCUUUAGAUUGAACAGCAGAGACAAAGUUGCAAGAACUUAUUUCUGGUUGUCUAACUUGUUCUCAAUUCUUCUUUUUAAACAGACAACGGAGGAACAGAUGACAGAGAAAAGGAGAGUUUGGAUCGUGAAUCAAAAUUGUGA
Porites evermanni is the source of this 15214-nucleotide messenger RNA. NCBI's taxonomy places the organism in Eukaryota, Metazoa, Cnidaria, Anthozoa, Scleractinia, Poritidae. The record is from the annotation of a GenBank genome assembly.